Molecule: messenger RNA, 3060 nt
Organism: Aricia agestis (brown argus)
Lineage: Eukaryota; Metazoa; Arthropoda; Insecta; Lepidoptera; Lycaenidae
Gene: Tsf2
Product: melanotransferrin
Exons: 16
Coding region: 97-2631 (844 amino acids)
Biological process (GO): iron ion transport
Cellular component (GO): recycling endosome; plasma membrane; extracellular region
Source: RefSeq, a predicted model, not a curated record
UUUUCGGGUGUGUUGGGGUGUGUCUUUUAAAAAUUAUAGCAUUUUUCAUAAAUAUUAUGCUUAUAAAACGCAGUUUUAUAUGAGAACGAUACAAUCAUGGAAAUGUAUUUUAUUAUUACCCUUUUAAUAGUUGGAGUCAGCGGCAGCUUUCGAGACAGCGCUGGAAACAGAAUUGAAGAACUGAACAAAGUCGAAGGCCAAGAUUUAAUAACCUGGUGCACAACAUCCAUACUUGAGCAAACAAAAUGCGAGCAACUGGCUAAUAUUACUGCACAAGAGAAAGAUCUGUUUGGACUGGACUAUAUUCCACUUAAAUGUAAACGGGCUUUUGACUCAGAAGAGUGUAUGUCAUGGGUUGACCAAGGUGAUGCGUCCCUCCUCGCUCUUGAUGCUGGUGAAGUGUACGUAGCAGGGAGGUACCACUCAUUGGUACCAAUUAUGCAGGAGUUGUACGGCCACGGUGAACCCUAUCAAUAUGCUGUAGCUGUGGUGAAGAAGGGCAGUCUACCUGCGGUCCAGUCUUACACUGGACUUAGUGGCCUCCGAGGUGCCAAGGCGUGCUUCCCAGGUGUUGGAUCUCUGGCAGGAUGGGUUAUGCCUAUACAUAUUCUUAUGCAAGAAGGUGGUUUAAAGAUCACAGACUGCAACAACCAUGUGAAGUCUGCUGUGGAAUUCUUCGGAGAAUCCUGUGCUCCCAACUCCUUGAAGGACAUUUAUAAUCCGAUUGGUGAUAAUUCUGACAAGUUAUGCAAACUAUGUACGGGCGGUGCGGGCGUACGUUGUACCUUAGCAGAUCCGUACGCCGGGUACGAAGGAGCGCUCAAGUGUCUGAUAGCUAACAACACAGGAGAUAUCGCUUUUGUGAGGGACACCACGAUACAACAUGCGCUUCUGUCCGGUAAAAUUUUGGGUGGCGUCCGCGAAGACCACUUCGAGUUGAUCUGCCGCGACGGGUCCCGGAUGCCGGUGACGCGGUACGAGGAGUGCAACUGGGGCCGCGUGCCCGCUGAUGCCGUCGUCACCAGCAGCGCCGCUACUGUGGAGCAGAGGAAAAGAUAUCAAAGAUACCUGAAUCGCACAGUCGAGCUGUAUGGAGAAGCAAACCCAGCGAAUAGGGUGACCAACACAACUGAAUAUCAACGGGACGCUUUUGGCAAACGGCUCACUUCUACUACAGACCGGCCAAGAUUCUCCUUUGAUGGUUUCAGACGUGAACCCUAUCCGGAACCCAAAUAUUCUGAUAAAGAAGAGAAAAACAUGGUAACAUACGAACCAAGAAGAGGUCCCAACGGGCAGCAGAUCGACCCACCAUUUUACCUGUUCAGAUCCAACAUCACUACAGAUUUAUUGUUACAGGAUGCUACAAUCAGUUUCCAAACACUAAAGGAGGAACACCAAGCGGCUAAAUACAUAUUGAACAAUCAGUUUGUUGGUGACCAAGCCGAGAAGGCUGUCCGCGGGAUACAGGACUGUCCUGUGAAGCGAGCAGUGCUGUGUGUCACUAGUGUGCCUGAAAUGGAUAAAUGUGUUAAAAUGAGGGUGGCGCUGAAGGCGGCGUUCUUGUCCCCGGCGCUGGUGUGCUGGCAGGGCCAGGGGGCGGAGCACUGCGCGCGCGCCGUGGCAGAGGGCGUGGCCGACUUCGUCCUGCUGGACGCCGCGGACAUGCUGCACGCGGCCUACAGGCACCGCCUCGCGCCGUUCAUGCAGGAGAUCUACUCGAGCGGCGACAACUGGUACUACGCGGUCGCCGUGGCCAAGGAACAAGAUCCUGAUACGGACAUCACAUACCUUCGGGGCAAGAACACUUGCCACACUGGUAUAGGCAUGGCCGCCGGAUGGGUGUAUCCGCUAGCUUACUUGCUAAGUAACGGAUGGAUCAGGCCAUACGGGUGUGAUGGUGCUCGCGCCGCCGCUCAAUACUUCACGAAGUCGUGCGCGCCCGGUGCACUGAGCAGCGAAUACGUCGACGCCUACAGCGUGCCGCACGACAACCUGUGUCAUCUGUGUCAUGGAUCUUCAUUCAGACGGUGCCGUCGCGACGCUAGCGAGGACUACUUCGGCGACGUGGGCGCGUUGCGCUGCAUGGUGGAGGGGGGAGGGGACGUGGCGUUCGUGCGUCACUCCGCCCCCGCGGACGUGGUGGGCGGGCGGCGGCGCGAGUGGUGGGCGCGCGACCUUCUGCCGGACGACCUGCAGCUGCUGUGUCCCGAUGGCACCCGGGCAAAAAUGCACGAGUACGCGCGCUGCAACCUCGGCCGGGUACCGGGUUCGGUUCUGAUGGGACGGGCCAACCACACCGAGCUGGACACAUACUCCAACCUCAUGAUAUAUGCCCAGCAGCUGUACGGGGCCACGGCUACUGAUGAGUUCAGUUUCAGCAUGUUCUUCUCACCAGCGCCCUACGCCGAUCUCAUAUUCAGCGACGCGGCGGUCCGUCUAAAGCCUCUACCACACAAGAUGCGAUCCGCCGCGCUAGUCGCCGGCGACGCUUUGAUCCGCGCGACGCGACUUGUCUCGUGUGACGCGCCGCAAGCUGCGAGCUAUGUGGCCGCUGAUCCGGACUUCCUAUCAGGUGCGGAGAGACCGUUGGCUGGGGUGUUACUAGCGAUUGUGUUGGUAUUGUUGGUAUAGAAUUCGGGAGUAAGGAAAGUCUUACGGCCGAACUUAGAGAAAUUUAAUGAUGAUGAAAGGUGAGGGUCCACAAAUUAUCGGUAUCGGACGCACGCAACGGAGUAUGCCUCAUACUAAAAUCCGUUGCGUGCGUUGUGGUUUAGUGGACGCUGUUGUAUGAGUUCGUAUGCAAGGCAAACUAAAAUCGUUGCGUGCGAUGCGUCCGAUGCCGAUAAGUGGACGCUUACCUAAAACUUCAAUUUAAUUAAGAUUUUGACAGAUAAUGUAUGGAGCUUAUGUCAAAAUCUUUAUUGAAUUACAGUUAAGUAAUCAAUAUUCGACCCUGAGUGCAGCAGUUACUUAGAUAAGAUGUGAAUUAAAAGUAUUUUCCAAUUAGGCAAUAUGGAUACAUGGAUACAUCAUACACCAUUAAAAUAUAAUGACGUAACA